This is a messenger RNA of Phalaenopsis equestris, 962 nucleotides long. RefSeq names its product L10-interacting MYB domain-containing protein-like. Lineage: Eukaryota; Viridiplantae; Streptophyta; Magnoliopsida; Asparagales; Orchidaceae. The record is from RefSeq and is a predicted model, not a curated record. The transcript is spliced from 2 exons. The coding region runs from base 2 to 847 and encodes 281 amino acids.
AAUGACUAAUAAGACUAAAGAGCUUCGUACACCGGUACUCUGGGAAAAAGAAACAAAAAUAAUAUUUUGCGACCUUUGCCUGAAGGAAAUUGAAAUGGGCAAUAGACCUACGACUUUUUUCAAUAAGGAAGGGUGGCAAAAUAUUAUAAAAAAUUUCAAGAAAUGUACGGGCAGAGAGUAUGACAGACUGCAAAUGAAAAACAAGUGGGAUCAACUCAAGAAGAAUUGGAAAAUUUGGAAGGAUUUGAAACGAGGAUCAACGAGUUUGGGUUGGGAUCCGGUGAAGCGAACCAUUGAUGCUCCAGAGGAGUGGUGGACAGAAAGACUUGCGGUGGUGCCCGCAGCGAAGAAGUUCAAAUUUUGUGGACUUGAACCCGAGUUUGAGGAGAAGUUAGACCGAAUGUUUGGGGGUGUCGUCACAACAUGCAAAUAUGUAUGCACACCAAACGAGGCAGGGUUUGGUGGUACCCCUGACAAUGUGGUUUUCAGUUUAUCAACUGAUUCACCCGAAUUCCACAGCCAGGAACUCCCCGAAAUCCAGUCCACCAACCGGUCUAAGCGUCCUCAUGUGGAGAGUAGGAAAAAGGGUGGAGCUGCUUCGAUCAGAAAUCAAAUAUCAUACAUGAUAGAUUCUUCCAACGACACCUCCCAUAAAGUUCAAAAAACUUCAAUUAACCAGGUCGUGAAAAUUUUGGAAGAAGAUCAGGAUAUUGCAGAGGAUUUUGAUCUAUACUUUUUUGCUGUAGAACUGCUUCAAGAUUCGGUCUACAGAGAUUUUUUCACAGCGAUUGCUAAAGAACGACGGGUGGCGUAUCUACGUCAUUUUUAUGCUCGUAGGGCAAAUUAAGGGAUAAUUUUUUUAAUUUGCUAUUUGCUGAGAGACGUUUUUAUUUCAUUAGUUGUUGAUUGGACAUUUUUCUCCGUUAUUGUAUUUUCUCAUGUCAUGCUUGUUUUACAUUCGA